Messenger RNA from Danio aesculapii, 2017 nucleotides. Its product is annotated as hyaluronan-binding protein 2-like. The record is from RefSeq and is a predicted model, not a curated record. Lineage: Eukaryota; Metazoa; Chordata; Actinopteri; Cypriniformes; Danionidae. The coding region runs from base 69 to 1913 and encodes 614 amino acids. Gene Ontology annotation, molecular function: serine-type endopeptidase activity; calcium ion binding. Gene Ontology annotation, biological process: proteolysis. The transcript has 14 exons.
ACCUUAUAGCGACAGGCACACCAAGUAAGAUCUGAAGUGAUUCACUCCUCCAGAAACCAACGGCCAGCAUGAAUCUCAAGCUGUGUUUGUUGCUCCUUGUUCUCUGUGCCAUCAUUAUCCCUGCACAGCUGAAGAAAGAGAAACAUGACAAGCACGAUGAACGUGAUAAGCAUGGUCAUCAUGAUAAACAACGUGAACGUGAUAAACCUCGACCCCAUGAUGGGAGGCCUGUUAAACAUCCUGGAAAGAGAGGCAAAGCGAGACUUGAGUACCUGAAGGCUGAGUUUGCCACCUCAGACGACUCUGAUGAUGAUGACGAUGCCAAUGAAUGGCUGUUUGAGCUUCAAGGGCGCAGAGGAAAAUGUAGCUCAAGUCCAUGCCUGAAUGGAGGAACGUGUGUGGAAAGGGGAGGCACAUACAAAUGCAAAUGUACCAAGCAUUUUACGGGUUCCAGGUGUGAAAAAGCUAAAAAGGUUUGUAAAAGGGGAACCUGUGGAACGGGACUGUGUCUUCUGACCUUAUCUCCUCCAUACUAUCGGUGCAAGUGCAUUCCACCCUUUGCACCUCCAAACUGCAAAACACCUACUCCAUGUAAUCCAAACCCUUGUCAGAAUAAUGGCAAAUGUGUUACAGAGGAGGGGGAUUUUGAAUGUGUCUGCUCAGAGGGUUUCAGGGGACAAUUUUGUCAAGUCGACCCAAAUGACUGUUAUAUGGGGGACGGUCAGUCAUACAGAGGAAAGGUGUCAGAGACAGAGGAUGGGGAUGACUGUCUCGACUGGAACUCUGAGUUUGUUCUGGAUAAAGGAGCUUAUCCAGCAGUAGCAUUUGCAUCAGGUGGAGGCCUGGGACCACAUAACUUCUGCAGAAACCCUGAUGGAGAUAAGAAGCCAUGGUGCUUUAUAAAGAAGGAAGGGAAACUUCGAUGGGAAUAUUGUGAUCUUAAAAAAUGUCCCACAACAGUGCCGACCACUGCGGAAACUCAACCCGUUACACAUACACCCCGACCCUCUACUCACCAACCAACUGUACCAGCUAAGACAGAACCCAGCACAACCCCAGAGAGCACCAGUUCACCCCAAAACACCAUCCAACCUACCAUAGCACCGGUGGUCAAUGCUUCAACAAGCAGUUUUAACACUUGUGGUAAACCUGAGCCAAAAAAACAACUAAACCGUAUUUAUGGAGGCCUUAAAGCUAUUCCUGGAGCACAUCCAUGGCAAGUAUCAGUACAGGUCAGACCUAAAGGAUCCAGCCUGGGGUACAGACAUAUCUGCGGAGGAACCCUUGUCAAGCCUUGCUGGGUGCUGACUGCGGCCCACUGUAUCGAUAAAAAUUUUGAGUACAGUGUUGUAUUGGGAGGACUGAAUUUGAUACAAAAGGAACCAACAGAUCAGACUGUGUUGGUGGAGAACACAAUCAUUCAUGAGAAGUUCAAGGAAACCCCUGACGUCGUCUACAAUGAUAUUGCUCUGUUGAAACUGAAAGCCACUAAUGGAGAAUGUGCUAAGGAAAAUCAGUUUGUAAAGGCGGCCUGCUUGCCCAGUGAACCUUUUCCAGAUGGAGCAGAAUGCAGCAUUUCUGGAUGGGGAGCAACAGAGACAUCAGAGCAUGGCUCCAUGCAUUUGCUUGAUGCAAAGGUUUUGCUGAUUUCUCAAGAAGCUUGUUCCAGCAAUAAGGUUUAUGAGGCAUUAUUGGAUGAUGGCAUGUUUUGCGCUGGCUAUCUUAAAGGAGGAGUGGACUCCUGUCAGGGUGACUCUGGUGGGCCUCUCACCUGUGAGAGGAAUCAAACACACUAUGUCUACGGUGUAGUGAGCUGGGGAGACAGCUGUGGAGAGAAGAACAAGCCUGGUGUUUAUACCAGAGUCAUGAAAUAUUUGGACUGGAUCAAUAAAAACAUCGCUGGGAAAAAGUAGCAUGUCAGAGAAAGAUUAAUCAAAGCUACAUGUUUUUUUUUUUUUUUUGCUGUGUACUCUGAUCUACCAGUACUGUUUGUACACAUUUUUUGUUGUAGAAUUUG